Molecule: messenger RNA, 901 nt
Organism: Odobenus rosmarus divergens (Pacific walrus)
Lineage: Eukaryota; Metazoa; Chordata; Mammalia; Carnivora; Odobenidae
Gene: TP53I11
Product: tumor protein p53 inducible protein 11
Exons: 8
Coding region: 260-829 (189 amino acids)
Source: RefSeq, a predicted model, not a curated record
ACCCCGGGCGCGCAGGACGCCGCGCGCAGUCCCGCCCGGCCCGGCCGUGCCCUGCCCUGCCCCGCGCGGGCGGCGCGAUGUGAGGCUCCCGAGGGCCCGAGCGUCCCCUGGCUCGCCAGCUCCGCGCAGCGCCGGCGCCAGCAUGCGCUAGGAACGUUUUGUGCUGAUUGAAGGCGAGACCAGCGGUCACCUCAUCUCUGUGUCUCCCAGCCCAGUGCCUGGCACAAACCCUUCUGUAGGCACCGGGCUCCCGGACAAGAUGGCGGCCAAGCAGCCCCCACCUCUCAUGAAGAAGCACAGCCAGACGGACCUCGUGAGCCGCCUGAAGACCCGCAAGAUCCUCGGCGUGGGCGGGGAGGACGACGACGGGGAGGUACACCGCUCCAAGAUCAGCCAGGUCUUGGGCAAUGAAAUCAAGUUUGCUGUUCGGGAGCCUCUGGGGCUGAGGGUUUGGCAGUUUGCUUCUGCUGUGCUCUUCUCCGGCAUUGCCAUCAUGGCCCUCGCCUUCCCUGACCAGCUCUAUGAUGCCGUCUUUGAUGGAGCCCAGGUGACCAGCAAGACCCCCAUCCGCCUCUAUGGCGGUGCGCUUCUCAGCAUCUCCCUGAUCAUGUGGAACGCUCUCUACACGGCCGAGAAGGUUAUCAUCCGAUGGACUCUGCUCACCGAAGCCUGUUACUUUGGGGUCCAGUUCUUGGUGGUCACUGCCACGCUGGCUGAGACGGGCUUCGUGUCCCUGGGGAUCCUGCUGCUUCUGGCCAGCCGCCUCCUUUUUGUCGCCAUCAGCGUUUACUACUAUUACCAGGUCGGCCGAAAACCCAAGAAAGUCUAGCCACUCGCUGGGCCAGGGAGGCCCCGAGACCUCAGUUUCCCUCUGGCUCCUGGAAGGCAGGAAGGACCCCGC